Lontra canadensis (Northern American river otter) is the source of this 1738-nucleotide messenger RNA. It is a transcript of the gene KNOP1, whose product is annotated as lysine rich nucleolar protein 1. The transcript is spliced from 5 exons. NCBI's taxonomy places the organism in Eukaryota, Metazoa, Chordata, Mammalia, Carnivora, Mustelidae. The record is from RefSeq and is a predicted model, not a curated record. The coding region runs from base 103 to 1482 and encodes 459 amino acids.
AGGAGCCGGAACUCAAGGAGGCGGGCCAGCGACUCGAGAUUAAUUUCCGGGUCGCGGCCGAGCUGGCUUUCACGUGGAGGCGGGGAAGAUUGGCGUACCGGAAUGAUCACGAAAACCCACAAAGGAGACCCGGGCCUUGGGGUCCCAGAGAAAAAGAAAAAGAAAAAGAAGGUAGUCAAAGAACCAGAGACUCAGUACUCGGUUUUAAACAGUGAUAAUUACUUCACUGAGAUUUGUCCCACAAGAGCAACACUCCCCUCAAAGAAUGUGGAGCUAGGGCAGGCAUCUGAGAUGCCUCUGGUGAAGAAAAAGAAGAAAAAGAAGGGCCAUAGUACCCUCUGUCAGGAGCACCUAGAACCCGAGACCGUGUUACGUGCUGGACGGACAGAGAAGUUGGCCACCCCCAGGAAGCAGGCUCUUGGUUCAUCUGAGUUCCAAGGUGGGGAGAAGAAAAAAAAGAGGAAGUCCUUAAAACCUCUGGCCAUGCCUUCUAGCUCAAGAGGGAGGACCUCCCCAGACACUAGACAGGUUGAGGAGGUGACCAGAGUUGGCAAGAAGCCCAAAAAACACAAGAAGGAGAAGAAGGCCCGGGAGGCUGUAGCUGCCUCGGCCAAGGACCCUUGUUUCCGUGAGUUUGGGGAUACUCUGUACGCUUGCUCAGUGGGGAAGGAUGGUGCGGAGCAGACAGGCUCAGGGCAGAAACGGAAACAGGACAGCCCCAGGGAAUGCAACGUGAAGAUGAAGAAGAAAAAGAAAAUCCACCUUAAGGGAGAUACCUCCGUAGAAGAGCACCUUGAGUGCUCCAAGUCUGUGGAGAGCAGCCCUAGGAAAGGAACUAAGAAGCCAGUCAAACUUGAGGCUCCAGAAUACAUCCCAAUAGGACAUAACCCCAAGUCCCCCGCAAAGAAGAAAAUGAAGUCCAAGAAAAAGGUAGAGCAGCCAGGCAUUGAGGAGCCAGCUCUGAAGAGGAGUAAAAAGAAGAAGGUGAAAGAGAGCAAAGUAGCGGAAGAACCUUGGGAAGAGGAGCCUGACCCAGACUUAGAGGUGGUGUUGGAAAAGAAAGGCAACAUGGAUGAGGCGCACAUAGACCAGGUGAGGCGAAAGGCCUUGCAAGAAGAGAUCGAUCGUGAGUCAGGCAAAACAGAAGCUUCUGAACCGAGGAAGUGGACAGGAACUCAGUUUGGCCAGUGGGAUACUGCUAGUUUUGAAAAUGAGGAACAGAAACUAAAAUUUCUCAAACUGAUGGGUGGCUUUAAAAACGGGACCCCUUCGCUCAGCCGCCCCUCUAACACAGUCGGAAGGCCCAACAUGGCUCUCAGCAAGAAGGCAGCUGACGCCCUGCAGCGGAACCUGCAGCAGGACUACGACCGGGCCAUGAGCUGGAAGCACAAGCGGGGCACUGGCCUGGGCUUCUCCACCACCCCAGACAAAAUCUUUUAUAUUGACAGGAAUGCUUCCAAGUCAAUCAAGUUUGAAGAUUAAACUCUACUGUCUUAUCCUUCAAAACAGCCCAGAUUGCUUUUACUGUUCAGUUAUGCAGUUGAAAGCCAUCUGACAACUGUCUCAGAUCAAAUCUCUGCAGAGAUUAAGUUGAAAACUCUGCCCAUGUGCUUGGACAAACUGGGGUCAGGGAGCUCAUGUUUCAGAAGCCAAGAGAACAUGUGAGUGAUUAACGCCUACUAUUUUGUGUAUUAAGCAUUCCAUCCCUGUGUGAAGACAUCAGCAUAUAUAAAUAAUA